Molecule: messenger RNA, 1776 nt
Organism: Strongyloides ratti
Lineage: Eukaryota; Metazoa; Nematoda; Chromadorea; Rhabditida; Strongyloididae
Product: Putative sodium-coupled neutral amino acid transporter 9
Exons: 4
Coding region: 1-1776 (591 amino acids)
Biological process (GO): amino acid transmembrane transport
Molecular function (GO): amino acid transmembrane transporter activity
Source: RefSeq, a predicted model, not a curated record
AUGUCUGACUUAAGAAGAACAAUAACAAAUAACCAACGUAUAAGACUAGAAACAGAACAUUCUGAAGGAAAUAUGUUAAUUCAGGAUUUUCCAAUUAAUGAUAAUGUGGAUGAGAAUAUUGCAAAUAGUUUACCGGUUGACUUAAAUAUUAAUCGUUUACAACGUAAUAAUGGUAGGGAAAGAACAAUUUCUUAUACAAUGAAUGAUAAUCAAACAAUACAAGUUUCUCGAGAUCGUUUACCAUAUCAUAAUCCACCAAGUUUACCUGCAUCAAGAGCUGCUUCCAUUAUUUCAAUAAGAUCAACUACAGAACAAGAAAGACGAGAACACCAUAAUAUGGCCAUACGUUAUAGAUUUUUUAAUCGUCUUGAUCCAGGUGGUUCACGUCUUAUUAUGCCUGAUCACGUCUUACCUGAUCAAUUUUUUUCAAUUUUACCUUUUGAUGAUUUUAGAGAUGAUGGAGGAAAACAAGGAAGUAUUGUUACAAUUUUUUCUAUAUGGAAUACAAUGAUGGGAACAUCUUUAUUAGCUAUGCCAUGGGCUAUUAGUCAAGCUGGAUUAAUUUUGGGAACUUUAUUAAUUCUUGGAAUGGCAGGAUUAGCUUUAUAUACUGCAUAUAGAAUUGUUCAAAGUCCUGAUGGUUUAUUGAUGCCAAUUAAUUCAGGAAAAGCUGAAGUUUCAGAUGUCUGUAGAUAUUUUUGGGGAAAAACUGGUGAAUAUACUUCUGUAUUUUUUUCAAUAAUAACACUUCUUGGUGGUGUACUUGUUUAUUGGGUUUUAAUGUCAAAUUUUUUAUAUUAUACUGUAAAUGUUUUUCAUGAUGCAUUACAACCAAAUUCAACAACUAUUCCAUCAAUGGCUAAUAAGACAUUUAAAUGUGAUGUUUAUUGUCCAAUGGAAUUAUAUCAAGAAAAAGUACAUUAUCCUGAUUUUACUUUUUAUAAUCCAAGAUUUUAUACAAAAGAUGAAUUAUUAAAUGAUGAUGAUAAAUCAUUUUUUUCAUAUGAUAAUUUAUGGUCAUUACAAGGAACAGUACCAGUAAUACUAUUUUUUUUUAUUUUUCCAUUAAUGAAUUUUAAAAGUCCAACAUUUUUUACAAAAUUUAAUAUGCUUGGAACAAUAUCUGUUAUGUAUCUAAUAACAUUUACUGUUAUGAAAGCAUUUGAAUGUGGUAUUAAUGUUGAUUUUUUUAAUAAAGGAUCACAAAAUUAUGCACCAUUAUGGAGAUUACGUUUUCCAGCUUUAACAGGAACAUUAGCAUUAUCAUAUUUUAUUCAUAAUGCUAUAUUAACAAUAUUAAGAAAUCAAAAAAAUCCACAAAAUAAUGCCCGUGAUCUUAGUAUAGGAUAUUCAUUGUCAGCAUUAUGUUACCUAAUUAUUGGAACAAUGUUUUAUAUUGCUUUUCCCACCUAUAGAAAUUGUAUCUCUGAUAAUUUUUUAAAUAAUUUUGGAACAGGUGAUGUUAUGUCAGCAACAGCAAGAUUAUUUUUGUUAUUUCAAAUGAUAACUGUUCUCCCAUUAUUAAUGUAUUUUAUUAGAAGUCAAUUUUUUUACGUUGUAUCUGCUGUAACAACAGCCAUUUUUUAUCCACAUGUUGGAAGUAUUUUACGUUACAUUGGAGCCAUAUCAGGUUUGGUAUAUAUUUUCGCACUUCCAUGUGCCAUUCACCUUAAACGCCUUCAGAUACGGGGAGAACUUAGGAAGAGAGAUAUUAUAAUUCAUGGUCUUAUUGUAUUUUUAGGUAUUCUUAAUUUGGUCGCUCAAUUUUUUGUAUAA